AACGAAUUGAACUUGGUGAAAUCGAACGAUGUUUACUUAACAUCACAUCCAUCUCUGCUUGUGUUGUCAUGAAAUGGAAUGAUGAUUACUUAGUUGCUUAUGUUCAAUCUUCUCAUGUGAAUGAGGUAGAAAUACGUCAACAUUGUCAAUCUCAUCUUCCACCACAUAUGAUUCCAUCCAUAUUUGUUAUACUUGAUAAACUACCUUUGAAUCCAAAUGGAAAAAUAGAUCGAAAACUUUUACCACCACCUAAUUUUUCAUCGUCAACGGAUAAUAUUGAUGGUAAUGUGCCGCACACUACUUUGGAAGAACAGUUACAAGAUGUAUUUAGUCAAGCCUUUCGUAUUGAAACUCCUCGUGUUGAUGUUUCUUUUGGUCAACUUGGUGGUACAUCAUUAGGUGCUAUUCUUGCACUUACAUUGAUUCGUCAACAGAUUUCUAAUAAAGUUGACAUUGGUCUUUUAUUUUUUAAUCCAUCUAUUCGACAAUUGGCUCAAGCUAUAGAGCCUUUAUUAGUUGUCGAAGAACUACAAGAGGCAGCUUCUACACUCAAUAAAAUUCAUGAAACACAUGAUCGUCUGACACCCUCAGUUGUCAUAGAAUCUUUGGGUAUUGCACUCCUAGUUUGCCAGUGGUUAUUACCAAUUAUGAUAAUUCAUCAAUGGUGUCCACUAUUUUUUCCUAUCUUACCAAUAUGUCAUCUUUUAUUCUAUGUCAUAUGUUCACGUCUAUUUGCACCGCAAAACAUCAAAGAUCACAAUGUGUUCUCUUGGUGCUAUUAUCGAUGGUGGUUUUUAGAUCGAUUAUGGAAUAACAAUACAUUUUGGUUACAACAUACACUUGGCACACCUUUGUACAAUUACUAUCUUCGUCUUUGCGGUGCUCGGAUUAAUCUCAACGCACAUAUUUAUACAAUAAGUAUUGAUGCUCCAUGGUUGUUAGAUAUUGGUGAUGGAACUUGGAUUGCUGAUAAAACGACUCUAAACUCUUUAUAUUACAAUGAUAAUAAUACUUUUACAUUACACUCAAUUAAAAUUGGUUGCUAUUGUUCAAUCAGUGCUCGAUCAAUUCUGUUUGGUGGAGUUGAUAUGCAAGAUAAUAUUAUUGUUCAGCCUAUGUCAUCAGUCACUGGUUUCAUCGCAUCUCGAACGAUUAUCGAUGGUGACGAACAUAAAUCGGUUUCAUCAGACAUUUCAAUCACACAUAGUAACAGAUCAUUCUCAAUAUGGCACAAGAUCUAUCAAGUUAUUACAAUCAUCUCAUUGAUCUGUAUUCAUUGUACACUCUUAGCCAUUGUUUACAAAGUUUAUUCAGUUGAACAAAUACCACUACCUAUUAGUAUUGCUUUUUGCUGGACUUCAUGGUCAAUUAUUGCCUGUUUUCUCACUCUCUUUCUGUUAAAAUUCGUAGUUGGUUCUUGUGCUGCUGGUGAGACAUAUAUAACUGCAUCAUGGUCAUAUUUACACAAUGUUUGGCUUCGUCAAUUAAUUGUAUCUAGUUUUCAUUAUGCCUGGUCACUACCAACUGGAUAUGAUUAUCUUUAUCCUUUGAUUCUCCGUUGGCUAGGUGCUCAAGUUGAAAAUGAUGUCAAACUUGCUGAAAUAGACAUCUUCUUGUCCUAUCCAACAAAUCUGUUGAAACUCGAAACAGGAAUCACUAGUUUUGCUUAUGUUUUAUUAGUUCCUACUGAAAUAACACUUUCAGGUGAUCAUCGUGUAGAUUGGGUAACACUCGGAUCUUAUACAAAUCUAGGUAAUUUUUGUUCAAUUUUACCGGGUAGUCAUCUUGCAUCUCAUACUAUGGUUGGCAAUUUAACACGUAUCACUCGAGAAACGAAUAGCAACGACGGAGAUAUUUUUAUUGGUGUUCCUGCUCGAGCUAUACCAUUUAAAGUGCCUUUUAAACAAGCAACGGAAGAUGAAAUUAAAACUAUCCCGUUUUGGAAGACAUGUUUUUGUUAUUAUAUUAGUAAAUGUCUUCUCAUAGGUAUCUAUUGGUUAGGUGGUCUUGUUGGCGGACCAGUCAUUCAUACAAUAAUUGUUUGCAGUUUAUAUCAACGGCAUUUCUAUGCAGAUGAUGAAACACUCCAACAAAUAAUAGGAAAACUUGGAGAAGAUCACCGAAUUUUUGUUUGUUCAUUUCUUGGUAAUACACAAUGGCUAAUUCGAUUAUUUCGAAUAUACGGUGCAAACAUCGGCACCAAUGUGAUUGUACCUAAUAUUUCUUCUAUUUUUGAUUACAAUUUGGUGACUAUCGGAAGUCAUGUUCGACUUAAUAUUAAUGCUCAUAUUGUGUGUCACACUUUCGAACAGCGUAUUCUGAAACUAGUUCCUGUUACAGUAAGCCACUCGUGUGUUCUUAUGUGUGGCUCAAUUGUAAUGCCAGGUUGUAAAUUAAUGGGUAACAAUCGGCUUUAUCCGUUUACACUCGUAAUGAAAAAUGAUUUAUUACAACCGAACACACAAUGGAAAGGACUUCCUGCACAAUCUUAUGCAGCAAAACCAAUAUUAUCUCGAUCUGCACCCGUUUGUGAUGAUGUUGUCAAAUGUCAACAGAAAUCUGAGAACUUUGAUCGACUUUUUUUGUGGUAUAAAAAAAUUUCAAGUAUCUAUACGAACGUCAAUGAACUACAAUUUAUGAAUUGGGGCUAUGCAGAUUUAGAUGAGUAUAUUGAUGGCAAUACUGGUUACUAUUCAAAGAAACUUUAUCAACAGGUACUUGCUAAUGUAACACUUACAGAUAAAAAUAUACUCGAAGUAGGUUGUGGUAGAGGUGCUGGUGCUGCCUGGUGUGUUCGUACAUAUGCUCCUCGCUCUUAUGUUGGAAUAGAUCCUUCUCGAGAUAUUAUUAACCUAUGUGAACAAGUUUAUUCAACAAUUCCUCAACUCUCGUUUAUGAUAGCUGAUCCAAAAACUCAUUUAUCAUUUCAAAAUGAAUCAAUCGAUGUUGUUCUCUCGAUUGAAACAACAAAUAAUUUUGAUGAUAUAGUAGCCGUGAAGCAAUUCGUCAAUGAAGUUACUCGCGUGCUUACUCCUAAUGGAUACUUUCUCUGGUGUGGCUUGUGUAAUGUAGAUGGAUCAAGUGUAUUGAUUGA
Adineta steineri is the source of this 3094-nucleotide messenger RNA. The record is from the annotation of a GenBank genome assembly. Lineage: Eukaryota; Metazoa; Rotifera; Eurotatoria; Adinetida; Adinetidae.